AUGACGAGCUUCGGAGCUCCUAGGAUCCGCCGCACGGCGCAGAACACCCAAUUUACACAUAACCUCUCCCGUCGCGUCCACGAUGUCAAAGUCUACCCCGGCCUUUCUCCCCAGGGCGCGACCAUCAUCAUCUACGGGCAUGAAAACGGUGUCACCCUUCUUUGGCGAGGCGGUCGCCGCUUCAAGUUUGCGAAGCCCCAGCCGCCUCCUGUCAAUAACGAAAAACAGAAUGGUACUUCGGAAGAUGCUGUCAUGAUUAUCGAUUCGGACGAAGACGAGCCCCCUGCGUCAAAGAAAGAGGAUUUGCCGUUUGUUGACAAUCCCGAGUUCGAAGACGAGAUACCAAAUGAGCCGUACCUCGACAUUGUUCAGAAGUUAGACCUUGCGCUAGGCACUGCCGGCCUCCACAUUGCAGUUCUCCCUCUGCCUCCUACCACUGCCGACGAUGCCUCGUGGGGCGGGUCGGAUUUGCUGAAGGAGAGGCUUGUCUUCGCUGUCUCGUGCGCGAAUAGCGAGGUCUACCUCCUUACUCUACCUCUCACGCCGCCAUCCCCAGAGAGCAAAGCGAGACCCGAGCUGCGGAGUGGGCUGUUGGCAGGAAGACCCGGCUCUGGUGUUUGGGGCGAAUCCAUGGUCCUCCUUAGCGGCCAGACGCAGCAUAGCGGCGGUCUCGCGAUCACACUUAUUAAGCCUAAGUCACCAUCGCCCUCCACAUCGAGGCCUAGCCAGAAAGAAGGACCGACUCCUUCGACGCCCCGUGCUGUUGUGGCCGCUCACAACCUCGAAGCUUCCGGUACCCUCCGCCUCUGGGAUAUAUCACUAGACCUCAAAGUAGGAAUGGCACAAAGCCCCGUCGAGCCUUUCCAAACCGAGUUUCUCCCUUCCCCACUCUCCUCCAUAUCGUUCAACGUAUCUCACAUGACUCAACUCCUCGCCGUCUCCACGACGCACGCCGUCCGGAUAUACGACUACGCGACCCCAUCUAUUUCUCCCGACGAGCUUUCAACCGGACCAUUUCCCUCGCAGGGCUCAUGGCUCCUAUCUCUUUAUCCUCCCUUCUCCCGCAAUUCACCUCACAGGAAGCCUGUUGUGGACGCAGCCUGGAUCUCGCAUGGUAGGGCUAUCCUGGUUUUAUUAGCUGAUGGAACCUGGGGUAUUUGGGAUAUCGAUGGUGUGAGACCGUCCGGAACAACUGUGUUGGGGAAGAGCAGUUCCGGGAUAAUCGGCGCUGCCACGACUUCCUUUGCUGUUUCAGGCUAUAUCGAGGGCACUAGUCCCCUGCGCGCAGGUGCCCCCGAAGACAAGCCCCGCGCAUCUGGUGAGUUUGUCCCCAUGACGCCGCACACAAGAAAGGAUGCGCAAGUCUCUCUAAGCUCCGGAGCGAUUCCCCACGGACGCCUCGCGGCAACAAGGGGCGGUAUCUCCGUCGUGGCUCACCCCGUCUCUGGUGCCGUGGGUUCCGAUGAGAGCGUGGUUCUGUGGAUAGGAUCUGCCGAACAUGUCUGCGUCAUUCCGGGAAUUACUAGUUUUUGGAGCGCGCAGAUUCGCAAGAGCAGUGGUGGCGGAGUAAAUCUCUUUAGUGGUGCGCAGCCCACGAGGAUGAUCAAGCUUCACGACCUUGGAGUCGGCUUACUCGGUGAGAGGUGUUGUGGCGUGAGUGCGAUAGUAGAUCUGGCCAAGGCGAAAGGCGAUUCCAAGAGCGACGGCGGCCUCGGCGUCGAGGUCCUAAUUUGUGGAGAGUCGAGAUUGGUGGUCCUUCGAGAGUCGGAAGAGGGUCCCGGCCGGAAGAUUGGGGGAGUUAUUGGCAGGCGGCGCUUCUUGGGCGAUAGGACUAGCUCUCUCCCCAGUGCCAUAAUCGUUCACCCUCGACCCGAUGCGACCGAAAAGGUGUCCUUCAACCUCAACAGUGGCAAAUUCGGCAGCGUGCGCACCACCAAGUUUGCGCGACCGGGCGACGAGGAGUCGGUUGAUGGCGACGCUGAUCGCGGUACCCUGAACUUACCUUCGCGACCGAGGACGGGACUCGCCUUUGCCGAGAGCAUUAGCGCGGCGGCUGACGUCCAAGAAGACGCCGCGGAGCGUGACGUCGAAGUGGAGAUGCUUGAUCUCAUGGAGAUUGACCGGACGCUAAGUGAGUUGGAGGACUUGAGAGGCAGUGGUCAGAAGAGGGUGUUUUUCGAGGAUUAUACAUGA
Messenger RNA from Scedosporium apiospermum, 2193 nucleotides. RefSeq lists its product as uncharacterized. NCBI's taxonomy places the organism in Eukaryota, Fungi, Ascomycota, Sordariomycetes, Microascales, Microascaceae. The transcript is spliced from 2 exons. The record is from RefSeq and is a predicted model, not a curated record. Gene Ontology annotation, molecular function: protein binding. Bases 1 to 2193 code for a protein of 730 amino acids.